AUGUCUGCGUCGAACGGGAGCAGCUGGCACACCGCCAAUGGAGCCGCUUUACCCUUCCGCCCACCAACGGUUGAGGAGGCCCUCCCAUAUUCGCCCUUCAGCUCCAUAGUCCCUUUCUCGUCGGAUAUCAUUCCCUUCCCCUCCGCCAAACCACCCACGCCUCCAACGACCUUAACACCGGAGCAGCAGGACGCCGCGAAGAAAGCUGUGGGAAUACUGGAUGCUGAGAUAAGAGGCCCGCUCCAUAACUCCCAGCAUCUACAACCCACUCUGUUAGAGCUACAGAGUCUGCUGAACCCGGCCGACCUUUCUCAAUUCCGGUUCAAGUCACAGCUUGUAACCCCACCUCCAGACAGUCCUACUUCAAAGUCGGUCACAAAUGGAUCUACAAACCCCAAGAUUCCCGCUCUCAGCUACUUCGCCAACAUGCUUCUGAAGAACACGGAUGUGUCUCACUUGCAUUCUGGAAAUGUGUCUGCUGGUUAUACUCGACCAAACCAAGUUUCCUUAAAGCAAUCAUCUUUUCAGCCUCCAGCGCGCUCAAUCACCAAGCCAGUACCUGUAACCACCGACCAUCCAUCAUACAACCAAACCUCAAGCGUUCAGUUUCAAUCGAGCCCAUCCUCCCCUUCUGCUAGCACUACCUCACAACGAACUACCAACACACCCACGCGACCUGGACCAGCUGUGAUCAUUUCAAAGCAACCCUCCGCUCAGCGAGAAGAAUACCAACGGUACGAUCAUAUUCAGACCGACGACGGACUGUCCAAGAAGCGAAAACGGGAGGGCAACGAGGCGGACAACGAGGCGCUGUCGAUGCGGUCCCAGCAGCGGGAGAUUGCCGACCAGAAGACCAACGAACUUCUGGCUUUGAUCGCAACGAUAUCCGAGGCGAAAGAAUUCGGGGACGAGUCAGGCAUGUUCGCAACUAUCACCACCGACGAGUCAGAAUUCUCCGUGCUCGAAAGCGACACAUUAAAGCGGCUUUCCACCGCAGUCAUGAACGUCAUUCGCUCCGGAACAUUCCCCAAUCUUCCGAGGGAGGAGAUUUUGCGGAUUCAAGCCCUUAUCGAGCCAUCAAUUGCGGCGACAAGUCGGCUCUCAACUGACCCAACAGAGGGUGAGACCCAGGACUGGCUCUCUUCUCUUGAAAAGGCAAAUUCUGGACUUAGAGCAUGCCGGCUAGUCUUAGAGACCAUGACCAAAGGAGGCGAUGAGCAGCGUAUAUGUUCUGAGGACCUUGUACGAAUCAUCAUUGCUGCAUUGAAACAUAUCCUGGAUUCGUGCCUCAUUCCCAUCGUUGAAUCUCGUCGCCAAGGUUCUUCCUCGGAGCUUUUCGAUCUGGCCUCGCAAGCCAAAAACGCUAUUAAUCCAUCCCUGACGCUUUGUGGAACCGUGCUUGGUCUUCUGGCAAAAUUAAUUGGUAAAGUCACCUUAACCGAGACUGCUCUGACUCCGAUCGAAUAUGUUUCUACCGGUAUCAUAUUCGUACAAAACGGCGAAAAUGAGAAGGAAUCGGCCCUUGGAAUUCAGAAGUUCGAGCUGUUCCGCUCCAAAGCCAUGGACGUCCUAGCACAGAUAUUUGCUUGUCAUCUAGAUCAGAGAAGUUUCAUAUUAAAUGAAAUUCUCAGUAAUCUGGAGAAACUGCCCGAGAAACGGGGAAGCGCUAGACAGUUCAAAUUAGCCCACGGAGUGCCAAUCAUGCUGGUUUCUGCUCUUUUCAUGCGCAUCGUCCAGGCCGCGGCAAGUAAGACAACACAGGAGAAGAGAACCAACAUCCAAGCCAAAGCAGCCGGUAUAAGCGAAGAGGAAGAAGAGGAUAGCGACUAUGGAAAGGAUAAUCAUUCUCCUACGAGGAAACCCAAACCUACUCGUGACAGCCAAAGGGUACGAGGAAGGCUCUCACAGCAUCUUGUUGAAGACUCAAAAUCAGUUGCGACCAAAAUCGCUACCUUUCUUGUAGAUCGAGCGAUUAGUGUAUCAAAAUCUGGCGACAAACCAUUCCGCACGCUUCUCGAUCUUUUCAUUGAGGACUUCUGCAAUGUGCUCGGGUCCCCUGAAUGGCCUGCCGCAGUGGUCAUUCUUAGACAGCUCUGUGCCAGGAUGUACGUGGUGAUACCCGGGAACAAGGAAUCUAGCGUUAAUGACAAGUUCAUGGCUCUUACCGAUGUGGGCAUCAUGGCUUGUGGAAUUACGGAAUUUCGGAGUCGCAUGAAGCACCAUAGACGGACCCUUGACGUUUCUCAAUCCGAGAUUUCCGAUGAAUUAGUACGACUCGCCGAUGAUGUUUUUAGCAACGGCAUCAACAAUAAGGACCUGCUCGCCUUCGACGGGCCGCAUCGUAUUGUUUUAGAAUCCCUUCAAGACUAUAUGAAGGUAGGGAGCCGUGAGGACCCACACUUUCAAGCGGUCAAUGGGUGCCACAUAACGUAUUGGGAUCACGCCUUUUGUAACGCCUUCCUACCCACGGAAGGCGAGACUGAGCCUUUACCCCGGACAAUCGAGCUCCUAGGCCGCAACUUGAACAAAAUGGUCCAUAAUCCGGAAUGGUUGCACGAUGAAUUCGAGUCACAAGGCCCUCCAAUCUCAGACUCUCAAAGUCAGCUUGCCGCUGGAAUAAUUACCAUGCAAGAUCCAUUUUGUCAAGUGUUUCCGAGAUUAGUCAAACACUUGAUUGACAAUGCAUCCUCAAACCCAUCACCGAAACUUAAAUCGCGAGCGAUGACAAGCCUCUCACAGUUGAUUGAAAAGGAUCCAAAGACCCUUGACGAGCAAACAUUUAAUGCACUCAAUACAUUAGUGAGCGACAGCUCUCCUAUGGUGCGAGAGAAUGUCCUCGCGAUGAUAUCCAAGUGUUUAGAACAUAACCCAUCCCUAGAGCGCCUUUGCUUAAAAUCAGUUCUCCAACUCGUGGACGAUCCGGCUACCGGUCCAAAAAAGAGAGCGAUUAAAAUUCUCAAAGACAUGUAUCUUGGCUCCGUUCCGAACGAAAGGAAGCUCGACAUAGCCUGCCAUCUCCUCGUACCAGUUCUCGACGAUGACAAAGGCGUUUCCGACUUGACUCACCAAACUCUUGAGGAUAUCUGGCUUGCCCCCCCCAAUGCAGCUGCUAGGGUAGACGAGAACCAGUUGAGACUAGACCGCCGGAAUCGAGUCUCAAUGCUUGUGCAAAUCGUUCAAAAAGUUGAAGAGAUCCCCAACAAACUGGAAGCUUUUGAAUCAUUCUUCUCCAGUGCUGUAUCAAACAAAGCGAAGAAUCCGACAGCAAACUUCACUAUCUGCAGGGAGCUGGUUGCGGACAUGGUAGAAGGUGUGAUUGGCACGGACCUUGUGGCAGGGGAGAAUUCCCAGGCUCGAAUUCUCAAUACACUGAGCAUAUUUGCCAAAGUGAGCCCAAGACUGUUCACUUCGGCUCAAGUACAGCUUUUAAAGCCGUAUGUCAAAGACCUUGCCACCACCGAUGAUCUGAAAGACUUCCGGCCAACAUUGGUCAUUUUUCGUCACGUCUUCCCCGCACUCCCAUCCUUGCAGGAGAGUUUCCUGGAGGAGGUCCGCAGUUCGCUUCUCCCUUGCACAGGCAAACUGGCCAAUUGGGCGGCCCAGCACUCCGCUUACAAAUCAACACUUCUGGAUGUUGCUCAUUGUUUAUGGACUGUUAGUCCUUUAGUUACGAAUGGCGUCGACAAGCUGCUUGGUCUCAUCUGUUCGGCCAUGGCCCAGAGCCAACUGCUCCGGUCCAGCACGAAGAACCAAGCGUUGACAGCGAAAGACAAACUCAAGAUCAUCACAUACCUCCUCAUCAUGGGCGUCUUUGGCAGAGUUUGUGAUUUCGACAAACAUAUCGACCUUUUUAGAGGAAAGUUGACAACAGUUUUAAAGAGGGUACCAUCUAAGGAGAAUUCAUCUAAGCUUCUCACAGAAUGGAAGGGGAAUUCUGUCCCGAUCCUUCUUCAAGAAUGUGUCCGGCCGUUCACUAUGCAGCCUUGGGAUAUGAGCGUUCGAGAGCAUGCUUUGGGCAGCCUUGGAGAAAUCUGCCAAAACUCCCCUUCGCUAUUCACUCGUGCUGAUGUUAAGCAAGCUUUCAAACUCGUUUUCCUCAAUGAGAACUAUGAAGACAACACCGAAUUGAGGAGAGUCGUUCUUACCCAGUUUCGGGAAUUCUUUAGCACUGCAGAACGUCGUUCUGAGAGUGGUGCCGAGAUUGCAGUCGGCGAGGGGGCUGUUCGCGGUUCCGACCGAUUAGACUCAUCUUUCGUUGCGAGCGACAACGAUACCGCCCCCCUUCACCUUGGACCAGCGUUUCUGUCUGACAUUGUGGCCAUCGCUCUUGGAAAUCCCAACGAUCUCGCCUUGAUAGCGACCGAUAUCAUCAUCAGUAUAAGUCGGCAAGGCAUUGUGCACCCGAAGGAAUGUGGACCAGCCCUUGUCGCCCUGAGUUCAUCCUCAAAUCUUCAACUCGCCAGCAAGGCGACCGCGGAACACCAAAGUAUCCAUCUUAAAAAUGAAAGGAUGUUUGAGAAAGAAUACAUGGCUGCUGUUGCUCUCGCUUUCAAAUAUCAGCGAGAUGUAGCCAACGAUCCCCAUGGCGCAAGAGACAAGACAUUCAAGCCGAAGCUCCAGCGUAUGAACGAAGUUCUGAAGAGUGGCACUCCAAAAAUAUACAAGAAAUUCCUCAUGAAUAUGUGCAAGAAGAUGGACUUCGAUCUAUCGAAGCUGGACACCUCGAAUCCAAAACACCAGGCAAUAGUAUCAGACCAAAUUAUCGACAGCGUCGCAGAAGGUGGCUCCCAUAUGCAUAUUCCCGACGUUCUACUAUUCGCUCGCUUUUGCUUGGAAAACUUGGGUUUCUUCGACUAUGCUCAUAUUGAUGAGGUCCAGGUUCUCAUUCUCACCAUCCACGAUAUUGUGCUCAAGCAUACUGGGCCAAGCGUUGCCCUUGCUAUUGAGAAUGAGAUCUCUAAACCGCACCUAGAACUUGAACAACCACCCGUAGGUCUCGACAUCAAUGGAGAAGGUUCUUCAACCUACCAAGCACCGCAGAAUCCCACCGCAAGCCCUAUACCCGAAGCCCGACUUCGACAAAUCACUGUAGCAAGCAUGAUCCUUCAGAUGAUGUGGGACACACGCGCUUUCCUUCGCAAACAAUGGAACAUGCUUGGCAAGAUCACGAUCACGACUAAGGACGCGAACAAAUCUGCUGUCAAGAACAAUCUCAUCUCUGGCAAAGAGCUCUGGGAAAAAUUCGAGAACGUUAUGUCUGCACUUGAGAAUACAGAAAGCAUGACAAGGCAGUGUCUCGCAUUCGGACGCUUGAUCGAAGUUGACUUAGAGGCUAAAGUCGGAGAUGAAGACCUAGACGCGAGCGAACAACUUGCCAGGGCCGCUGCAGGUUAUGAGACCCCUGAUGAUAACGGUGCUGAGGAUGAUGCACCACCGACGAGUGGACGGGGCAGGAAGAGGAAGUCGGAAUCGAGGUCAUCGAAUACCCCAAAGAAGCCUAGGGGCCGGCUGACUGGCAGUAAAGUCAAAAAAACGAAUUCGAGGACUCCAGAGGGAGAUGAUGACUGGGACUGAGGAGCACGCCUUACAAAAACUGUAUUCUACGAACUUGGAAGUGGAUUUGGAAUAGUGCGUAUUUGGGCUCACAAAGACGUCGCACUCACCUUCUCUCUACGCUCGCGUAGUGUAGUGGUCAGCAACGCGGACAAGGGUUUGAGAGGUUUGGCGUCUUGCAUUUUUAUUACCUGCAUGGGCGAAUAGGCAUAUUUUCUUUAAAAGUGGCGGCGUUGGUGGUCUCCUGGGAGAUACCCUCUAACACUACAUCGUCAUAAGGGGUGUGCACAGG
Lindgomyces ingoldianus is the source of this 5845-nucleotide messenger RNA. RefSeq lists its product as uncharacterized. Bases 1 to 5574 code for a protein of 1857 amino acids. Lineage: Eukaryota; Fungi; Ascomycota; Dothideomycetes; Pleosporales; Lindgomycetaceae. Gene Ontology annotation, biological process: replication-born double-strand break repair via sister chromatid exchange; establishment of protein localization to chromatin; regulation of gene expression. Gene Ontology annotation, cellular component: Scc2-Scc4 cohesin loading complex. The record is from RefSeq and is a predicted model, not a curated record. The transcript has 5 exons. Gene Ontology annotation, molecular function: chromatin binding.